Messenger RNA from Mandrillus leucophaeus (drill), 2521 nucleotides. RefSeq names its product dynein, cytoplasmic 1, light intermediate chain 1 (gene DYNC1LI1). Gene Ontology annotation, biological process: microtubule cytoskeleton organization; microtubule-based movement. Bases 136 to 1707 code for a protein of 523 amino acids. The record is from RefSeq and is a predicted model, not a curated record. Gene Ontology annotation, cellular component: cytoplasmic dynein complex; centrosome. Lineage: Eukaryota; Metazoa; Chordata; Mammalia; Primates; Cercopithecidae. Gene Ontology annotation, molecular function: dynein heavy chain binding. The transcript has 13 exons.
GCCCCGCCCCCGCAGGCCCCGCCCCGCUCCCGUGCGCUGAACGCCCCAUAUCCGGGUUCCCGCCGCCUCCACCGCCGCCGCCUCAGCCGCCUCGCAUAUUUAGUCUUGCCGGGAGUGGUGUGAUUCCCGACCAAGAUGGCGGCAGUGGGGAGAGUCGGCUCCUUCGGUUCUUCUCCGCCGGGAUUAUCUGCGACUUACACAGGCGGCCCCUUGGGCAACGAGAUAGCGUCGGGCAACGGUGGCGCCGCGGCAGGCGACGACGAGGACGGGCAGAACCUUUGGUCCUGCAUCCUCAGCGAGGUCUCCACCCGCUCGCGCUCCAAGCUCCCUGCGGGGAAGAACGUGCUACUGCUGGGUGAAGAUGGAGCCGGAAAAACAAGCUUAAUAAGAAAAAUUCAGGGAAUAGAGGAGUAUAAGAAAGGAAGAGGACUGGAAUAUUUGUACUUAAAUGUGCAUGACGAAGACAGGGAUGAUCAAACAAGAUGUAAUGUAUGGAUCUUAGAUGGAGACCUGUAUCACAAAGGCCUCCUUAAAUUUUCACUGGAUGCCGUAUCUCUGAAGGAUACCCUAGUUAUGCUGGUUGUUGACAUGUCAAAGCCUUGGACUGCUUUGGAUUCUUUACAGAAAUGGGCAAGUGUUGUUAGAGAACAUGUUGACAAACUGAAAAUCCCUCCUGAAGAAAUGAAACAAAUGGAGCAAAAGUUGAUUAGAGACUUCCAAGAAUAUGUAGAACCAGGAGAAGACUUCCCAGCUUCUCCCCAGAGAAGAAAUACUGCGUCACAAGAGGACAAAGAUGACAGUGUAGUUUUACCUCUGGGUGCGGAUACACUUACACAUAACUUGGGCAUUCCAGUACUAGUAGUUUGCACAAAGUGUGAUGCCAUUAGUGUAUUGGAGAAAGAACAUGACUACAGAGAUGAACAUUUUGAUUUUAUUCAGUCACAUAUCCGGAAGUUUUGUUUACAGUAUGGUGCAGCACUUAUUUACACUUCAGUAAAAGAAAACAAAAAUAUAGACUUAGUAUAUAAAUACAUCGUUCAGAAACUAUAUGGAUUUCCCUAUAAGAUUCCUGCUGUUGUUGUGGAAAAGGAUGCAGUAUUUAUUCCAGCAGGGUGGGAUAAUGAUAAGAAAAUAGGAAUAUUACAUGAAAAUUUUCAAACAUUAAAAGCAGAAGAUAAUUUUGAAGACAUCAUAACUAAACCACCUGUUCGAAAGUUUGUACAUGAGAAGGAAAUUAUGGCAGAAGAUGAUCAAGUGUUUCUUAUGAAGCUACAGUCCCUUUUAGCAAAGCAGCCACCAACUGCAGCUGGAAGGCCUGUGGAUGCUUCACCAAGAGUCCCAGGAGGCUCCCCGCGAACACCAAAUAGAUCUGUAUCAUCUAAUGUUGCCAGCGUAUCACCCAUCCCUGCUGGGUCAAAAAAAAUUGAUCCAAACAUGAAAGCUGGAGCUACAAGUGAAGGUGUUCUGGCAAAUUUCUUCAACAGUUUGUUGAGUAAAAAGACUGGCUCUCCAGGAGGCCCUGGUGUGAGUGGUGGUAGCCCUGCAGGUGGGGCUGGAGGUGGAAGCAGUGGUUUACCACCAUCCGCCAAAAAGUCAGGCCAGAAGCCUGUCUUAGAUGUUCAUGCGGAACUAGAUAGAAUUACACGAAAACCAGUUACAGUUUCUCCCACAACACCUACAUCUCCUACGGAAGGAGAAGCUUCUUGAAGAUACCAAAUAAAGCCAUUUAUUCAGUUUUCUGGGAUAAAGUAAACAUGCCUCUGCCUUUUCCUUCAAAAGUGGAAUUAGAAAGCUGGAGUGCUUCUUCAGAUGGACUAAAUUUAUGUCUUUUGUGUGUGUGUGUGUGUGUGGUUGCCCAUUUUUUAGAAGGAGCUAUACAGAAGAAAAAUUAUUCUACAUUAUGUAGGAUUGCUGUUUGCAUUGCCAUUUUGCAUAAGGAAGUAAUUUUUGAUUUUGAAAAUCUCAAAACUUUUAGAUCUGAAAUACAACCAUGUGAUCGUAUUCUAAAGGCUAUUUAAAACGUAAAAAGAGUUUAGGGGAAGGGCAGAAAACAUGCAAUCUGGGCAUUGACUGACUUGGAAGUCUAAGCUUAUUUUAGUUAUAACUAUUAAAAUCAUUUUUAAAAAUUUGUUAGUUUUGCUGACAGAGAAAAAUCGUCAGUUGUCAGAUUUUGCACACCAAAAUAAAUGUACCACCACACACGGAAUAUGCUAAGAAAAUUAUCAGAUAGCGUUUGAUACACUAGUCAUUGUCUCAAUCACUGAUCCUGUAAGUUGUCACCAAAAUAUGAUUUAGAAAUACUGGCCAAGGUGUUUCUUUAACUGAGAAGAAAAGAAAGCACACUGCCUAAAUGUGUAAAAGAAAAAUGCAGAGGUUAUUCAAAUGUAAAGAGGUAACAAUCUUUGGAUUUGUCUAUACAUAUAUAUAUAUAUGGCUUUGCCUUAAUAUACCCCCUUUUUUGUUUGUGACUUUCAACUGUAAUCAGUUAAUAAAGUAUUUAUUCUCUGCAUUCAGGUUCAAA